Clonostachys rhizophaga is the source of this 2100-nucleotide messenger RNA. The record is from the annotation of a GenBank genome assembly. Lineage: Eukaryota; Fungi; Ascomycota; Sordariomycetes; Hypocreales; Bionectriaceae.
AUGUUUCUCCUCGCGCUCCCCAACGAGCUAAUUGCUCACAUUUUACGGCUGACUCAAAUCGACUCCAAGCGGGAGUUCGUUAACUUACGACUCGUUUGCCGCCUAUUCGAUGAUAACGCAUCACGAGUCAUCCUACAAAAUUCGAGCUUGAGCGAGCUCGACAUUGGCCGCAGGCUACACUGGCGGCCAAGCAUUGAAUGGAUGUUGGCCACGAAGGCGAGAAUCCAAAUGUGCAAUCAAGGUAUAUUUGCAUUCGUGCACGACGCGGCUGAGCAUGUGGUCGGUAGGGGCCUCAUCCCACAAGUUACGCUGGAUGCUGCUAUUGCCACGGCUUGCCGCCUAAUCGUGGCUGUGAAUGAGCCAUCGUGGGUGGUCAACCACCUUGUCACCUGGAAGCCUGGAAAUCCUCUACCUCCAUCCUUACCAAGUUUGGAGAACUACACUCGUGGUCAGAAGGUACGGAACCCAGAGAUAUUCUACGGGACGCUGCAUUUUCUGGUGGCCUGCGGGGACAAAGCAGCCGUCGAAUCGAUCAUGAGGAAACUGGCCAACAUCGACGCUGUAGACUCGGUUGUUACCCAUCCUGUAUUUGGGGACCUCAUGCGUGCCGCGAUUGUAUUAGACCAAGUGGCUGCAAUCCGCACGUUGCUACUGCACGGACUCGAUCCCCGCACGGUUGUUGUCGAGGGCCAGAGGAAUGGUACCCUGGUAUAUGCUGCGGAAAUGAAUCGAGAGGCCGCAGCCAGGACCAUCUUGAGUCUUUCCACUACUAUCAACAUCAGCGCGCGAGGGAGGUACGGCAACACCGCGCUCGGCUGGGCCGCUCGCAGGGGAUGGACGGACAUUGUCCGAUUGCUCCUCCAAAGGGACGAUAUCAAUCCACACCUCGGUAAUAGGGAGGGAGAAUCGCCCUUGAAUUCAGCGGCAAAAGAGGAUCAUGAAGACAUUGCGCGUCUGCUCCUGGACAGUAUGACCGAUGAGCCUCCAUCAUUAGGUUUAAGGGCCCAUUAUUGCCCGUGGCGGGUGGCUCUUGUGUCCGGUGCAACUAGAGUUGUACGGCUCAUCCUGGGCCGGUUUGGUGAUGCUAUCGAUAUCAAUGAACCUCUACGUUGGGGUGGGGGGACACCAUUAUACGUUGCAGUCUCUAAAGGCUUUACACCGCUGGUCCGAUUGCUCCUAGAUGCCCCCGGCAUCGAACCUGACAAGAUGUAUUAUGAUUCGACGCCACUGGAACUGGCCGUGCAAACAGGACACACGGAAAUCGUCCGUCUGCUGCUACGCUGCAGGGUCAACGUUGGGCGUAGAAUCAGAGGUAAAUUGCUUGCACAGAUAGCUUUGGAACAUCACCGUACGGAAAUUUUUGAGCUCCUCGUGGAAAGAGCUGUGGAAUACGGCUUCGAUAACUGGCGUCAGUGGCCGGAGCUCUACAACAUGUCCCAACGCGAUACGAGGUUCGAGAUGACAGUCUUGCGGACGUUUUUGAACAUGCCCAGAUUUCGAAGCGAGAAAAGAGAUGUUCUGCAACUACUUCUUUGGCUGUCAGCGAAAAACGGCAAUGUUUCUGCUGUCGAAGAACUUUUGCGUUAUGAAGAAGUCGACCCAAAUCACCGUGGAAGUAAUAGAAAGGACCACGAGAUGAGGCUUAGAUUGAGAGGCGGAUAUAACUAUCAGGACUACCACCUGUCGGAGAAACCCGCUUUCAAAGGUUAUUUGUGCUCGGGUAGUUUUGCAGACACCCGAACGCCUCUCCUAGUUGCAGCUGAAUCGGGCCAGCAAGGGACAUUUGGGAUGAUCUGCGAGCACCCAAGAAUCGACUACUACGUCACAGAUGGGCUGGGGAGAACUUGUCUCUGGUGGGCGGCCAAAUGCCCGAGUACGGAGAUUGUCCGGAAGAUACUAGCUUGCUCAACUGACGCUGCACGGAUCAUCAACGUCCAGGAUGACGAAGGGUGGGCACCGCUUCAUGUCGCCGCGACAGUCAUUAAUGGGCUGAUAGUGAAAUUGCUACUUGACCAUCCCGAGAUCGAUGUUAACGUGGCCACUAAGCAAGGAUGGACAGCGUUGCACAUGGCCAUGGAAGAUGACGAAUCUGCUGCUUGA